This is a messenger RNA of Solenopsis invicta (red fire ant), 922 nucleotides long. RefSeq names its product nucleolar complex protein 3 homolog. The transcript is spliced from 3 exons. Gene Ontology annotation, molecular function: chromatin binding. The record is from RefSeq and is a predicted model, not a curated record. Gene Ontology annotation, biological process: DNA replication initiation. The coding region runs from base 276 to 806 and encodes 176 amino acids. Gene Ontology annotation, cellular component: nucleolus. NCBI's taxonomy places the organism in Eukaryota, Metazoa, Arthropoda, Insecta, Hymenoptera, Formicidae.
GAAAGUGAAGAAAGAGAUGCUCGAGACAGAAGCUGAAGAAAAUAAGCAGACAAAAUUCUUACAGAAAUAAUGGGCAUAGUUAUUUACUAUAUACUUCAGAAAUCUGAAGUGUUGUCUGUGUAUCUGGAAAGAUUAGCCAAGUAAUGCAUUUUAUACAUUUUCACUCGUAUCUUAUUUUUAUUUACAUUUUACUAUGUCUCAUUUAUAAUUUCCAGAUUUGCGCACUGUACUAAUAUAAAUUUUUACCAAGAUGUAGUACCAAGAUGUAACUUGGAAUGAAAUUCUCAUUCACGCAGACGCGAAUGACAGCUUUUGUAAAAAGAAUAAAUACACUAGCAUUGCAAUCGCAGCAUAAUGCGACUUUAGGAACUGAUAUUAUUAAACAAGUGAUGCAACUUGGGAAAGCGGCUUAUGUUUUAUUAGAUACCGAUUGCGCCAAUGGAGGUCAUUACCAGAGCGAAAUUGAAGGACCAGAUUAUUGCAACACUCACUGCACCACAUUGUAUGAGCUUGUUGCUUUACAGCGUCACUAUCACAGUGUAGUAAGGCAAUUUGCUAAAAAUAUAGCGUAUACUACACCUAUGAGCGGCGAAGGUAGUUCGGCAACUGAAAUUGCAAAAUUAUCACCAGAAGAGCUCUAUACGGAAUAUGAUCCUGCGGGUGUAGCAUUUAAGCCUGUUGUACCUAUUCCAAAGAUGUUGCUCGUUAAAAAAGUACUAGUUAAUUAUAAUUUGAGCGAUGCUGACGAUAGGAAGAUGGGAACCUCACCGAAGAAAAAAGCAAUAUGUAAAAGACUGAAGCUGUGAUAUUAAAUUAAUGUAAGUUAGUUUAAUAAUGCUUUUUACUGAUUUCUUGGAUACUAUCGUGAGUAGGAAAUUUACAAGAAAAAUUUCAAAAUUUAACAUUCACUCUUUUUUAUACA